Molecule: messenger RNA, 717 nt
Organism: Trametes versicolor FP-101664 SS1
Lineage: Eukaryota; Fungi; Basidiomycota; Agaricomycetes; Polyporales; Polyporaceae
Exons: 10
Coding region: 1-717 (238 amino acids)
Biological process (GO): polyketide metabolic process
Source: RefSeq, a predicted model, not a curated record
AUGGCGCACGCGUACCCCUUCGUGCCCGUGUCGCCCCCGUUCCCCUUCGAGGCUGGGGCACCCAUCGAUCAUGCGAGCGGGCGGGUCGGGACGAUAGACCCCCAUCUGCGCUCGGCGAACAAUCUUGCGUAUACUAGAACGCUGGAGCUUCUGCGCAGGGAACUCGGCCCUCAUUUCCCGUUGGAAGAGCUUUGGGAGAAGCACACCUACUAUGAAUUCGUGGAGCGGGACGCACCGAAAACGAUGCAGACCAUGGUGUCCACCCCUUACGUCAACCACGUCCCCACCAUGACGGGGGGCGUGGGCUACCAGGACUUAGCGCGAUUCUAUAAGUACCACUUCACGAAAGAGAAUGUCACGCCUCCCGAUACGGAGUUGAUCACCGUCUCUCGAACUGUGGGCGCCGAUAGGAUCAUAGAUGAAAUGAUCUUCAAGUGCACUCACUCCACCGAAAUCGACUACUUCCUACCGGGGAUCAAACCCACAGGGAAGUCCUUGGAGAUUGCAUUGGUUGGGGUUGUCGCAUUCAGAGGCGACAAGCUCACGUUUGACUAUUGGGAUCAAGCGUCCGUCCUGGUCCAACUUGGCAUUCUGGAUGCCAAAGGUCUACCUGUGGCCGGAGUUGAGGUCGCCCGAAAGGUCGUGGAUCCAUUUGGCCUUCCUAGCAACACACUCCUUGCGAAGUGGAAGGAAAGCGAGGGUUUGUCCAUCGACUGA